UGGUUCGCCAUUUUGCUUUUCGCUUGAAGUCGGAGCAUGAAUCAACUGCCUUUCUAAAAAGCUCGAUUCCAGAAGAGGGAAUUUUAGUGGAUAAAUAGUUGCUUUUAAUUUUCAAAAUCAUGGUUGCUACAGCUGUUACAUCAUCGUUCUUUCCCGUAACUUCUUCCCCGGACUCCUCUGACUUGAAAAACAAGAAGCUUGGAAGUGGAUCUACUAACCUUGGAGGUAUCAAGUCGAAACAAUCCGCUUCUUCUGGAAGUUUGCAAGUCAAGGCAAAUGCUCAAGCCCCUCAUAAGAUAAAUGGUACGUCUGUUGUGACUUCUCCAGUUGAAAGUUUCAAGAAUGAAGAUGGUCCGAGUUCCCUUCCUGCGCGGACAUUUAUCAAUCAAUUACCUGAUUGGAGCAUGCUUCUUGCUGCUAUCACAACCAUGUUCCUGGCUGCUGAGAAGCAGUGGAUGAUGCUUGAUUGGAAGCCACGGCGUCCUGACAUGUUCAUUGAUCCUUUUGGUAUUGGGAGGAUUGUUCAGGAUGGUCUUGUUUUCCGUCAAAACUUCGCAAUUAGGUCUUAUGAGAUUGGCGCCGAUCGUACAGCAUCCAUAGAGACACUUAUGAACCAUUUGCAGGAAACUGCAAUUAAUCAUUGCAAAAGUGCUGGGCUGCUUGGAGAAGGUUUUGGUGCAACCCCUGAGAUGUGCAAGAAGAACCUAAUUUGGGUGGUUACUAGGAUGCAGGUUGUGUUUGAUCGGUAUCCUACUUGGGGUGAUGUUGUUCAAGUAGACACUUGGGUCAGUGCAUCGGGAAAGAAUGACAUGCGAAGAGAUUGGCUUGUCAGUGAUAGUAAAACUGGUGAAACUUUAACAAGGGUCACUAGUGUGUGGGUGAUGAUGAAUAAGGUGACUAGAAGGCUAUCUAAAAUUCCAGAAGAGGUCCGAGGAGAAAUAGAACCCUUUUUUAUGAAUUCUGGUCCUGUUGUGGCUGAAGAUAGCCGGAAGUUAGUGAAACUUGAUGAAAGCACAGCUGAAUACGUGCGUAAAGGUUUAACUCCUAGAUGGAGUGACUUGGAUGUCAACCAGCAUGUCAAUAAUGUGAAGUACAUUGGCUGGAUCCUCGAGAGUGCUCCAUUGGCAGUGUUGGAGAGUCAGGAGCUUUGUUCCAUGACACUGGAGUAUAGGAGGGAGUGUGGGAGGGACAGCGUGCUGCAGUCGCUAACAAACGUGUCAGAGUCUGGUGUGGGGAACUUGGCCAAUGUGGGUGAAGUAGAGUGCCAGCACUUGCUCCGACUGGAGGAAGGGUCGGAGAUUGUGAGAGGGAGGACCCAGUGGAGGCCCAAGUAUGGCAAUGUGGGUCAAAUGGAGGAGGGACACUAGUCUCAUUGCUGUGUGUCACAAUGAUUAAUGUAGAAAUCUAAUCGUGUGUUCUAUGGAUAUAUAUAGAUAUAAUAUGAUAUAUAUCUUUGGUUCGUGUUGAGAAAUAAAAAUAAAAUAUGUUGUAAUCUUCACUGU
This is a messenger RNA of Hibiscus syriacus, 1502 nucleotides long. RefSeq names its product palmitoyl-acyl carrier protein thioesterase, chloroplastic-like. Gene Ontology annotation, molecular function: fatty acyl-[ACP] hydrolase activity; acyl carrier activity. Gene Ontology annotation, biological process: fatty acid biosynthetic process. The transcript is spliced from 7 exons. Bases 120 to 1367 code for a protein of 415 amino acids. The record is from RefSeq and is a predicted model, not a curated record. NCBI's taxonomy places the organism in Eukaryota, Viridiplantae, Streptophyta, Magnoliopsida, Malvales, Malvaceae.